Anopheles stephensi (Asian malaria mosquito) is the source of this 2478-nucleotide messenger RNA. RefSeq lists its product as uncharacterized. The record is from RefSeq and is a predicted model, not a curated record. The transcript has 5 exons. Lineage: Eukaryota; Metazoa; Arthropoda; Insecta; Diptera; Culicidae. Gene Ontology annotation, molecular function: phosphatidylinositol bisphosphate binding. Gene Ontology annotation, cellular component: membrane. Bases 421 to 2478 code for a protein of 685 amino acids.
ACCGAACCCUCACUGCCCUGACAGGCCUCGUCAUUGACAGCUCGCUUGAAAGGCUGGAGUAUGUGCUGCCGUUUGACGAGCGCUGAGCGUCUGUGUGUUUCGGCUGUGUUGUCAGUCAGGCAGUCAAUUAAAUGUAUCUCCACACACACUGGAGCUGGUGCUGGUAGACAGACGGUGAGAGGAUCACUGUUCAAAAAUCCGCUAGAUCACCCCCAACCAGUCAGCCAGUCAGUCAGUCAUGCGGCAGGGAACGAAAACUAAAAAAAUAAAGAUAAAAAAAAGCUCCGUAAUCGUCCGCGAAUGAUGUUCCGGUGGUGGAGGGAGUUUGUGUGUUAUUAAACGGCAAUAGACCCCGACCGGCACCGGUGCUUCGGUUCUGAGCAGUGAGUGUUCAGUUGGGUAACGGACGCAGUCUCGAAAAUGGCACGCGCUCAAACGUUCUUCCCGUGCGUGGGUCUAUCCGGUGACGAACUGUCCGGCCGGCUGGAGCAGAUUGCCGCCUCGGAACUGCGCGAAGAUGACGGCCUAAGGGAACAAUCGCUGACCGCGAUGCGUGAGUGGAUCCGUCAAAAUGGACGACUGCGGCGCUGCCGUACGGACGAUCGGUUUCUGCUGCGGUUCUUGCGUGUGAAGAAGUUUUCCGUGCCAAGGGCUUGUGAAAUGCUGGAACGCUAUCUGACGAUGCGUCAGACGUAUCCGAAGUGGUUUGCAAAGCUUGAUCCGGAGGAUCCGGACAUGGUGGCCGUGCUGGACACUUGCUGUAUGCUACCGAUCGGGCGUGAUCCGGCGAGUGGAAGGAUUGUGAUCUUCGGCGUGGUUCGGAACUUUGACGCACAGCGAUACAACUCCGACACCAUGAUCCGGUUGAAUAUGCUAGUGGCCGAAGCGUUGCUGGACGAGGAACCAAACCAGAUUGCCGGUUUUACGCACAUCUUCGAUAACGGUGGCAUGUCGAUGGCGCACGUCACGUGCUGGACACUGGACAAUCUGGCUGGGUACCUGCGAAGUGUCAUCAAUUGUGUUCCGGUUCGAUUGAAAGAGAACCACUUUGUCAGUGUUCCUACGUUCGCCGCUCAGAUCAGUAAAUACUGCCUGUCGUUUGCCAGUGAGAAGCUCCGGGCCCGCAUCCAUUGUCAUAGCACGGUGGAGGAGCUACGUGCAAAGGUUUCGCCUGAGCUACUGCCACUAGACUAUGGUGGUAAAGGUCCCUCACUUAAGGCGUUGAACGAACAGUUCCGCGAGUAUCUUCGUUUGAAGAGAUCAACCCUGCUCGAGCUGGACGAUAUGGAGAUCGAUAUGAAAGAUCCUCGAGAGGCAGCCGUACACGAGGACGUUGGUGAAGUUGUUGCGGAUGGCGCUGUGGGCAGCUUCCGAAAGCUCUCGAUCGAUUACGCCGGAUCAUCGAUUAUCCAUCCAUCAUUUGCAAACACUUGCGAGCUGAAGUUGCCAACACUUAAGCUGACCCAAAGGUGCGUCGGUAUCAUGCCCAGUGACAAGCUAGUGGUGGUUCCGGUCCCGAACCUGGAUAAAGCGCCCGCCCGCUACGAUAACGAGAUCGACGAGCUGGAUGCACACUGCCAGCAAUUAGCGCGGGACUUUCUGCGUGAAAACCCGACGAUCCGUGACCAGAGCCUGGCGCAGCUGCGUGACUGGAUAGCGAAGCAUCCGAGCAUCAAGCGAUGCCGCACCGAUGCACGCUUUCUGUUGCGCUUCCUGCGCACCAAGAAGUACUCGUUUAUCAACGCGUCCCACAUGCUGGAGCGCUAUCUGUCGUGUCGCGUCGUUCAUCCGCACUGGUUCAAGGGGCUGGAUAUCGAGGAUCGGGAGAUGUGUGAGCUUGUGGAGGCCGGGUUUUUGUAUCCGUUGCUGGAGAAGGAUGCACGUGGCAGGACAGUGAUUUUUGGUGAUGCAGGCACGUUGGACCCGAAAGUGUACACCGUUGGGCACGGGAGUCGAAUGCACAUGCUGGUGGGUGAAACGCUGUACGAUGAUGCGUCCGUGCAGUGCGCUGGGUUUGUGUUGGUGUACGAUCUGUCUGGCAUUACGAUGGGAAUGUUGGGGUUGGUGACGUUGAACGAUAUCCGCGAUCUGGCGACGUACCUCAACAACGCUGUACCGAUGCGUAUCCAGGAGCUGCACUUCGUCAAUACACCGAGCUUGGCAUUGAAGAUCGCCAACUACACGCUGGCCCUGAUGAACGAGAAACUGCGCAAUCGCAUCAUGUGUCACCGCAGCUGGGAGGAUCUGCACAAAAAGGUGGACAAACGGCUGAUCCCCCAGGAGUACGGUGGAGUGAUCCCGAAGGAUGAACACAUAGCGGCGUUCAAGAAGCGCUGCCACAUGUACCGUCCCCAGCUGCUCGCACUGGACGAGAUGGACUACGAGGUUGGACGAGAGUUGGACAGCUGCAAAAAGGCCCACGUGGCCGAGAUUGAAAGUGGCACGAUCGGAAGCUUCCGGAAGCUGCAGCUGGACUAG